AUGUCUCGAACCAACGGCCAGCCCGUGAAUGGCUCCCGAUCUUCGAACGGAAGACCCCUGAACGCAAAAAACCUAGCCGAAGUACCGCCAGUUAACGAAAACGAGAUCGGUCUGCGCAAAUACAUCCUCACUCCUCCUCAUGAAGAGCCAUAUUAUCUUCCGGUACGGAUCUCGGAUCGCGAGACUCACGAAAGGCGACUAGACGAACAAACCGCGAAUCUUGAGGAGUUGAUAACACAAGGAAGUUGA
Messenger RNA from Talaromyces amestolkiae, 249 nucleotides. RefSeq lists its product as uncharacterized. The transcript has 2 exons. Lineage: Eukaryota; Fungi; Ascomycota; Eurotiomycetes; Eurotiales; Trichocomaceae. The coding region runs from base 1 to 249 and encodes 82 amino acids. The record is from RefSeq and is a predicted model, not a curated record.